CAGAAAUCAAAAUUGUUAUCCAGUGUCGACGAAACAGAUUCGGAAGCAUCGCCGGACAAAAUCUCAGUGACGGGACGGGAACGGUCCACCUGCCACCCGCUUCGGCGGUGCUUGCCCGUUCCGGCCAAACUCGAUUGCGUGCGUGCAGGUUCAUGUCUAGAAUACGGGAUACUUUGGGGUCAUAGCGGUGUCAUUGGCACGGAGGCUAUGAAGUCAAUUCUUCGCUUCAAGGUAGGCGCGUGGUUUUGAAGACGACGGCGAUCUCCGCUCUGCAACUUCAACCUCCAGAAUUGCGAUCUCGCCACCUUGUCCCGGGAAAUCGAGCUUUCAAGACGUGUUGAGGUCAUUCUACAUUGGGCGGGCCUGCAUUUUCGUUCUCAUUUUUAUCUGUACCACCGCAUGGUGAAUUGAGUGCUUGUACUCGUACGCACCAGAAUCCAGAUCAAUCGGUGCAUUAGAUACAAGUUGUACAACCGUUGAGGGCAAUCCACCAUGCCACCUGUGAAACACGACCGCCAAUAUGAUGUUGUCGUCUUUGGGGCAACCGGCUACACCGGGAAAUAUACCGCCCAGUACAUCACCACCCACCUGUCAACCGAUCUGAGGUGGGCAGUAGCGGGGCGCUCACAAGAGAAGUUAGAGGAUGUGGUCGCCGGAUGCCAGAAGCUGAACCCGGACCGUCGGCAGCCGGGAAUUGAAAUCUGCGGUCUGACCGACAGCGACCUCGCCCGCCUCGCCAAGAAAACCUUCAUCUUCAUCACCACCGUCGGGCCCUACGGCAAGCUAGGCGAGCACGCCUUCAAAGCCUGCGCCGAGAAUGGCACGCACUACCUGGAUGUGACUGGCGAGGUGCCCUUCGUGGCCAAGAUGCUCAAGAAGUACGAGGCCGCCGCCAAAGCCAGUGGUGCCAUCAUGUUUCCGCAGAUCGGUAUCGAGUCGGCGCCCCCGGACCUCGUCACCUGGUCGCUGGCCUCUUUCAUCCGAUCCGAGUUCUCGGCCGAUACGCGAGACGUGACUGUCUCGAUCCACACUUUGAAAUCGGCACCGUCAGGCGGCACAUUCACGACCUUCGUCACCUUCCUCGACAUGUACACCCUGGCCGACCUGCGCGCCGCCUACAAACCUUAUGCGCUGUCCCCGCUUCCGCAACCGACCUCCCCGCAAUCCCGCCCCGCAAAACCCUCCCUGCUCACCCGCCUCACGGGGCUGGUGACGGUGCCCGGGCUGGGCCUGCUCACGACCUCGAUCGCGUCGUCCACCGACGCGGCCAUUGUGCAGCGCACCUGGGGCCUGCUGGCCACGCUGCCAUCGCCGCGGCGCGAGCAGGCGUACGGCCCGCACUUCUCCUUCCGCGAGUACAUGCGGCCGCGCAACUGGCUGCACGGGAUCGGGCUCCACUUCGGUCUGGUGCUGCUGCGGUUGGUCAUGGUUUUGCCGUUGUGGUUGAGGCAAGUGGUGCUGCGGAGGUGGGGGCAUCCGCCGGGUGAAGGGCCGGAUACGGAGAGGGCUAAGAUGGAUGAGAUUGAGUACAGAGGUGUUGGGAGGGCGGAUCGACAGGGGGAGGGAGAGGAGAGGGCGUUUUGUAGGGCUUGGUUCAGGGGGAGUACCUAUUACCUGACGGGAAUCUUCCUUGCCGAGGCUGCUGCUACGCUUCUCCAAGAAGAUGUCAAGCUCGAUGGCGGCGUGUAUACUCCUGCUUGUCUGGGUCAGCCCUUUAUUGACCGGCUGGAUCGUGCUGGGUUUCAUAUCGAGACGAAGCGCUUGGACUCUUGAAUAGGUAAUGCCGCGGGAGAUGGAGACCAGGUUGGCGGCACUCCUGCUAAGCUGCAUUGAAUACUCGCUACAAACCCUAUAAUCGCUGUUGAAUAGAAUAAACAGCGCUACGUAUCAAUAGAUA
Canariomyces notabilis is the source of this 1897-nucleotide messenger RNA. RefSeq lists its product as uncharacterized. The coding region runs from base 493 to 1773 and encodes 426 amino acids. The transcript is spliced from 4 exons. The record is from RefSeq and is a predicted model, not a curated record. Gene Ontology annotation, cellular component: plasma membrane; lipid droplet; mitochondrion. Lineage: Eukaryota; Fungi; Ascomycota; Sordariomycetes; Sordariales; Chaetomiaceae. Gene Ontology annotation, biological process: glycolipid biosynthetic process.